Drosophila innubila is the source of this 1066-nucleotide messenger RNA. It is a transcript of the gene RPA2, whose product is annotated as replication protein A 32 kDa subunit. Gene Ontology annotation, cellular component: nucleus; chromosome, telomeric region; DNA replication factor A complex. The transcript has 4 exons. Bases 117 to 845 code for a protein of 242 amino acids. Lineage: Eukaryota; Metazoa; Arthropoda; Insecta; Diptera; Drosophilidae. The record is from RefSeq and is a predicted model, not a curated record. Gene Ontology annotation, molecular function: DNA binding. Gene Ontology annotation, biological process: DNA replication; nucleotide-excision repair; double-strand break repair via homologous recombination.
AACGAUUGUAUCGUGUGUUGUGCAUUUCACAAUUUUGGCGCAAUUAGCAUUUUAGUGCGGAUUGCAAUAAAUAACUUACAAUAAAUUAAUAAUCUAACGGUUACUCCUUAAACAGAAUGAACGAUUCCUUCGGUGAUUUUAAUGCCACCCAAACGGCGACAGCGGGAGCCACCAAAGAUGCAUCCGGAGAGGGAAUCAUUUCGUUGCUGGUGAAACAAAUUCUGGAAUCGCCUGAGGGCAAUUUUAAGAUGUUCGAUGUUACUUACGCCCUGGUCUGUGCUGUGGGUAUUGUGCGCAACAUUGAGACGUCCUCGACGAAGAUAACGUAUUCUCUGGAGGAUCACAGUGGACGUAUUGAUGCCCACUACUGGCUGGAAGAGGGCGACGCUAUUAACGCCCCCGAUGUCAUGAUCAAUAACUAUGUGAAAAUCUAUGGAUCUGUGCGCUCGCAGGCGGGUCAAAGAGUUCUCAUGGUCUUCAAGCUGCUGAAUGUCUUGGAUCCCAACGAGGUGUGCACCCACAUGCUAGAGGCCAUGCACUCCAGGUACAAGGCCGAGGAGUACCAUGUCAAGGGCGACUCCACUUCGACCAACGCCGCUGGCAUGUCGUCCAACGUCACCUCCAGCCAAGGCAACGCCAUGGUCGCUGGUCUGGACAGCAAACAGCUGGCUGUGUUCCAGGCAAUUAAAUCCAAACAGUCUGAGGAGGGCAUCCACCGCAGCGAGCUCAAGUCCAAGUUCUCGCAUAUAAGCGCUUCCGAAAUGAACAACAUUUUGGACUUUAUGAUAUCGGAGGGUCAUAUCUACUCGAGCAUUGAUGCAGACCAUUUUAUAUGCACUUUGUAAUACCUACGAAUACUCUGUACUCUAUUCAAGUAUCGAAGGAGUUCCAUAGAAAUACUAAAAUCUAUUUAGUCAUUAAAACUGUUUAAAAUAUAUGUGAUUCCGCUAAAAAGGUGAAUUGUAACAUCUGUAAGAAUUUCGGAACAUCCCAAUAUUUGAUGUAUGUAAUUAAGCUUCAGCUGAAAAUAAGUUAAUGUUAUAAGAAAAUAAACAUGUAAACUUAA